This is a messenger RNA of Cynara cardunculus var. scolymus (artichoke), 2940 nucleotides long. RefSeq names its product nuclear pore complex protein NUP93A. Gene Ontology annotation, molecular function: structural constituent of nuclear pore. The record is from RefSeq and is a predicted model, not a curated record. Gene Ontology annotation, biological process: poly(A)+ mRNA export from nucleus; protein import into nucleus. Bases 109 to 2700 code for a protein of 863 amino acids. NCBI's taxonomy places the organism in Eukaryota, Viridiplantae, Streptophyta, Magnoliopsida, Asterales, Asteraceae. Gene Ontology annotation, cellular component: nuclear pore. The transcript has 15 exons.
GCGUUUUUGAGCUCCAAAAACCCCAACGCAAAAUUUUUGCUUCGUCUUCGGCGCAUCAGUUCAGAAAAGCUUUCUUCCCCACAACCUCCAUCUUCCAACAAAGAAACAAUGACGAGCGAUGCAGAUAUGAGUAGCUGGACCGAUCUUUUACAUUCAUCUUCGAAGCUCGUCGAACAAGCUGCUCCUUCUGCUCAGUUUCCGUCUCUCCAGAGAAAUUUGGACCAAUUAGAAGCGUUGUCAAAGAAGCUCAAGUCGAAAACGCUAAGAACUGAGGCUCCCUCUCAAUCAAUUGCUGCUACAAGGCUGCUUGCACGUGAGGGGAUAAAUGCUGAGCAAUUGGCACGAGAUCUUAAAUCUUUUGAAUUGAAGACAACUUUUGAGGAUGUUUUCCCAGCUGAGGCUACAAGCGUUGAGGAAUAUUUGCAGCAGGUUCAUGAAAUGGCAAUGGUCUCAGCUGUUCAGGAAGCUCAGAAAGAUAAUCUCAGAAAUUUUGGUGACUACAUGAUGACAGUUUUAGAGGAUGACUGGCAAAAGGAAAAAAGGGAUUUCCUUCACAGUCUGAGCCGCAUUUCCACGUUACCAAGGACCAAUGUAGAUGAUUCAGGGUUCGGGGCUAACCGUUCAGGGCCAAUAUUAUCUCUAACAUCUAGUCCUCAUGUUUCAUCCGGUCCUUCUAGCAUGGAACUUGUGCCAAUAGCUGAUAAGCCAGCCAUUGAUAAAAAGGCUGCAGCAUAUGCUGAGGUUGUGAGGAAUCUCAAUGAUGCCAGACAGCGUGGUUUAGCAUAUAAACCAGCUACUGCUUUCAAGAGUGCAUAUGAAAGUCUUGGCCUGGAUUCUUCUGGUGGUAAAUCUGUUACCAUGAACAAGAUUUGGCAUCUAAUUCAGACUUUGAUGGGUGAGAAUUCAAGUGUUCAGAGAAAUGUUUCAAAGAAAAUGUUGCUAAUAAUUGGUGCAAGGCGUCAUUUAGAGUGGGGUCAUGAGAAGUAUAUCGUGGAAAUGAUACAAAGUCAUCCCGCACAGGCUGCUCUUGGUGGAGUGGUUGGAAAUUUGCAGCGGAUCCAUGCUUUUCUUAGGAUCCGUUUGAGAGACUACGGGGUUCUUGAUUUUGAUGCUGGCGAUGCUCGUAGGCAGCCUCCUGUAGAUACCACGUGGCAGCAGAUCUAUUUCUGCUUGAGAACUGGGUACUAUGACGAUGCGAGGGAUGUUGCUUCACGCUCCCGUGUUUCUCACCAAUUUGCUUCACAGCUUGCAGAAUGGAUCACAAAUGGAGGCAUGGUAUCUGUGGAGACUGCUUCUAUUGCUGCAGAGGAAUGUGAAAAAAUGUUAAGGAUGGGUGAUCGAGUGGGCCGAGGUACAUUUGACAAGAAAAAAUUACUUUUAUAUGCACUCAUAUCUGGCUCCCGUAGGCAGAUUGAUCGCCUGCUCAGAGAGCAGCCUACGCUUUUCAAUACAAUAGAGGAUUUUCUGUGGUUCAAGCUGUGUGCUGUUCGAGACUGUUCUGGUGGAUCGAGUUCUGUUGUUUUAAACGAGGGACUAUCACCCUACAGCUUGGAUGAUUUACAGGCUUAUCUAAACAAAUUCGAACCAUCUUAUUAUACAAAGAACGGGAAGGACCCUCUAGUAUUUCCAUAUGUGUUGCUGUUGAGCAUACAGUUGGUUCCAGCCAUCCUAUAUUUGUCCAAGGAUAUUGGAGACGAGGGAUAUAACAUAGAUGCUGCCCAUAUAGCAAUUGUGAUGGCAGACCACGGCGUCCUCUCUGACAUUGCCGGGGCAGGUCAUAAAUUAGGGGUGAUGGAUGCUUUUGCUGAGGCAGCUAGCAUCAUUAGACAGUAUGGUUCACUGUAUUUGCGACACAAUAAUCUUUCCAUGGCAUUGGAGUACUAUGCACAAGCUGCUGCUACAGUGGGUGGUGGACAGUUAUCUUGGUCUGGGAGAGGAAAUGUAGAUCAGCAACGGCAACGGACAUUCAUGAUGCAGCAGCUCCUCAUGGAGCUAUUGCUACGUGAUGGUGGGAUUCUUUUGUUACUUGGGCCAAGAGGGGCAGGAGAAGAAGGCGAACUAGGACGGUUUUUGAAUGAUCGAAAAGAGAGGCACCAGUUUCUGCUUGAAGCUGCUCGCCAGUGUCUGGAAGCCGGGCUUAAUGACAAAUCUAUAGAGAUACAGAAGAGAGUUGGGGCAUUUUCAGCAGCGCUGGAUACCAUAAACAAGGGACUCUCUGAAGCUAUCUGCUCUUUAUCACGUGGUAGAUUGGAUGGUGAGAGCCGGACAACCGGGCUUGUUCAUUCUGGAAACGAGCUGCUGGAGACAUUUAAAUACUACCCGGAUGUCAGUCUCCAAGAGAGAGAUCAUGUGUUAGAGCAAGAAACUGUGCUAAGACAGCUCGAGACAAUUUUGUCUAUUCAUAAAUUGGCAAGGCAAGAACAUCAUCUAGAUGCUCUAAGGGAGGUCGCCAAGCUUCCAUUUCUUCCAUUUGAUCCCCGAGCGCCUGAUACGCCAACAGAUUUGUUCCAAAAUUCGUCUCCUUAUGUCCAAGCUUGUGUUCCGGACCUUCUUAAGGUUUCUCUUCAGUGUAUAGACAACGUCAGAGAUUCGGAUGGGUCACUUCGUGCAUUAAGAACCAAGAUUGCCAAUUUCCUUGCGAACAAUUUGAAUCGCAACUGGCCACGUGACUUGUAUGAAAGAGUCGCUCGCAGCUUGUGAAACCAAAGUUCUCGUGUUCUGGUUUGUUCCUCAUCUUUGGGCUCGGUGAGAUUUGUAGGGACAAAAUGAUCACCUUGUUGAGGUUAGCUUGGUUGUGGUGAGUGAGUUGAGCAGGAAACCAAUCUUUUAAUGAAAUUUUAUUCAACUGUAUGAAUGUAUGAUUAAUGGUGCAUAUGAUGAUGCUAUUGUAGAUUUGUUUGUAUCUGCAAAUGCCAAUUAUAAGAGCUCUUUUUUGGCACU